GAAGGAGAUGCGAUGUUGCUGCCACAGAAGAAGAACAGAACAGAAGCCGAACAAAAAGAAAAGGACGGCUCUUUCCAAGGGUCAAAGGCUCAGAGCGGGGGGGAGUUGCCGCGCCGGCUUCGAUUCGAUCCUCGAGCAAGAUCGAGCGUCCUCGCUUGGGGUUGGAGACUCCCGGGAUCCGUCCCUCUGCGCGCCCCGGGUCUUAGCAGUUUCCACUGUCACAGCAGAAAUCAUUUAUCUUGGGAGCAAAAUUGUGUAACAGGGAACCAGAAAGCUUUGUCGGUUUAUCCUAAGUGAUCCUAUUGAGUUGUCAUUAGAGCAGUGACUGCAUACUGGUGCAAUUUUCUCCAUGUUUUGGGGCGCAGAAGGUCAAAGAUUUUCUAUCUUGUACGUCAGUAAGCCACGAAUCCCACGAUCUUGGUGAAUAUCGUUUGUUCCCAUCUACCCUUCUCUAUAAAUAGACCGUUGUAAAGGCAGGGCACUGUGGACCUGGUAUACCCUAUUUGUUUCUCUCUCACUCUAUAUAUAGACUGAUAUAAUGGACGAGAGGAGAAAUAUUUUGAUGGACCGUUAUGAAAUUGGGAGGCAGUUAGGACAAGGAAACUUUGCCAAGGUAUAUUAUGCUCGAAACCUAACUAGCGGGCAGGCUGUUGCAAUAAAGAUAAUUGAUAAGGACAAGGUCACGAGGGUUGGGCUGAUAGUGCAGAUAAAGAGGGAGAUUUCAAUAAUGAGACUGGUAAGACAUCCAAAUGUUCUGCAACUUUUUGAAGUAAUGGCUAGCAAGAGCAAGAUUUACUUCGUUUUGGAGUAUGCUAAAGGUGGUGAGCUGUUCAACAAAAUAUCCAAGGGAAAGUUCAGUGAGGAUGUUGCUAGGAGGUAUUUCCACCAAUUGAUCAGUGCGGUGGAGUACUGCCACAGCCGAGGUGUUUACCAUCGUGAUCUGAAGCCAGAAAACCUACUCCUAGAUGAUAAUGACAACCUAAAAGUCUCAGAUUUCGGUCUAAGUGCCUUAGCUGAAUCCAAACGACAAGAUGGCCUCCUCCAUACCACUUGUGGAACUCCAGCUUACGUUGCUCCUGAAGUGCUUAGUAGGAGAGGCUACGAUGGCUCAAAGGCUGACAUAUGGUCUUGUGGAGUAAUUCUUUUUGUGCUUGUGGCUGGUUACCUUCCGUUCCAUGACCCAAAUCUUAUUGAGCUGUAUAGGAAGAUUUCGAAAGCAGAGUACAGAUGCCCUCGUUCCUUUUCUGUUGAACUGAAGGACCUGCUUUUUAGAAUGCUUGAUCCAGAUCCAAGUACUAGAAUACCUAUUUCAAGGAUAAAGAGAAGCACUUGGUACAGGAAACCCUUUGAGUUAAACCCUCCAAAGGUGAAGCACGACACAGCAAGAGACAAGGUGUGUAAUGGUGAAGCCACAACCUCUAACUCAAGAGAAUGCAGUAAUUCGGAGGAAAAUCAAGUGUUACAAAACCUCCCUAACAUGAAUGCAUUUGAUAUCAUUUCCCUUUCGACUGGAUUUGACCUGUCCAAUUUAUUUGAAGAAAAAUAUGGCCGGAAGGAAGAGAGAUUUACCACUAGGCAGCCAGCAGAAACAGUAUUUGCUAAGCUACAUGAACUGGCUGAGCGGUUAAAGCUCAAAAUUAAGAAGAAAGAUAAUGGGGUCUUGAAACUGGCUGCGCCAAAGGAAGGAAUAAAGGGAUUUCUUGAGCUCGAUGCAGAGAUUUUUGAGCUUGCUCCUUCUUUCCUUUUAGUUGAGUUGAAGAAGACCAAUGGGGACACAAUAGAGUAUAAAAAGCUCGUGAAAGAUGAAAUAAGGCCUGCACUGAAGGAUAUGGUCUGGGCAUGGCAAAGCGAUCGGCACCAGCAGCAAGAGCAAAUUAUGCAAGGAGAGCAGCAGCAGUCACCUUUGCCACCAGGCCCACCACAGCAGUAGCCACACCAACAGGACUGAUUGUGGAGCUCUUUGAUAGCACAAAAUGACAAAAUGCAGAGGACAAGCUGCAACCAUCGUUGCAGUCACAAGGCUAAAUGUACUCUCGGACCACUGUUGCUGCCACAUGAACCACACAACAAGUUUAAACUAAGCCUCGUCAGAUUACCACGGCAUCAGCUGCAGGACUACCUCCAAUGGCCAGAGUGAUGAUUCAUCGACAUACAUGUGAUUGGAUAUUCAGGUUACCCUGUUCUAGGCUCUACAUUGCCUACCAUUUGGCAUUUUCCCUUCUACGUAUCUCCUCGAAUCCCUUUGUUUCUUGUAUAUGCCACCUUUGUUACAAAUGUAGAAUCACUAUACCUGGCUUCAAUUUUGAAAACUUGUUUGGACUACAGAAUUUUGUUACUCGGUGUUAAAAGUUGAUUAAUCAUAAAGAGAUCUUUGCAUGUAA
Setaria italica (foxtail millet) is the source of this 2381-nucleotide messenger RNA. RefSeq names its product CBL-interacting protein kinase 26. Lineage: Eukaryota; Viridiplantae; Streptophyta; Magnoliopsida; Poales; Poaceae. Gene Ontology annotation, molecular function: ATP binding; protein kinase activity. Gene Ontology annotation, biological process: signal transduction; protein phosphorylation. The transcript is spliced from 2 exons. The coding region runs from base 539 to 1930 and encodes 463 amino acids. The record is from RefSeq and is a predicted model, not a curated record.